UUGUAGUCUCUCACAAGCCGUCGACGAAGCAUGAUGGUUCCCAUUUCAGUUCCUCCGAUAGCAAUACUUUUGUUGUCCCUAUUGAGCGCAGUGUGCACAUUUCCAUUCGACUUUGAGAAUGGCCGAACAGAGACAAAUUUAAAGGCCAGUGAACUGGAUUUCCGGGAUGUUCCACCAGCCUUGGUGCUCAACACGGGCGGAGAGAAGCUCCUAAUUCCGUUGCCUUGCCAGUCUCCAAGAUGCGAAAGUCUGUUACUGCGUUUGGCGCAAUUGGGCAAAAUUCCCUGGUAUUACGUGGCGGCGGGUCUUCCAGAUCUCGACAUACCCGUGGACCAAAUCCAACCCCAGCAAGAGCUUCUUCAAGAUCGGCCAUUUCCAAAACCGAGUCGAACCUCUUUUCCUUCGAUUUUGGACCAGUCUCACCAUUAUUACCGUCAAAAUAAUCAUAAUCAUCACAAUAAUAAUCAAGACUAACCCUCUGUCAAGUGACGGGAAUUCUUUCGACGAAGAAAGAGACGAUGGAUAUGCAAGCAGCCGCUUUUUAUCCCUGUAUACAACCAACCAGCCGAGUUGCUCACUUCACGGAGGCACCUCAUCGACAACAAAACCAUGGCCCCAUCCACUAGUUACUACCAUGACUUUGAUAUUGGGUCAGAUUGCACUCUCAGAGAUCAUUGUUGAGUCAAAAAGCAGAGAUUUGUGUAGUUUGAAGAAAUUCCUAAUGAUAAUAAAGUAUUUUUCCUCUAGUUCUAAA
Messenger RNA from Tigriopus californicus, 754 nucleotides. RefSeq lists its product as uncharacterized. Bases 31 to 474 code for a protein of 147 amino acids. The transcript is spliced from 2 exons. NCBI's taxonomy places the organism in Eukaryota, Metazoa, Arthropoda, Copepoda, Harpacticoida, Harpacticidae. The record is from RefSeq and is a predicted model, not a curated record.